Molecule: messenger RNA, 2980 nt
Organism: Pocillopora damicornis (cauliflower coral)
Lineage: Eukaryota; Metazoa; Cnidaria; Anthozoa; Scleractinia; Pocilloporidae
Cellular component (GO): cytoplasm
Molecular function (GO): kinase activity; hydrolase activity, acting on glycosyl bonds; pseudouridylate synthase activity
Source: RefSeq, a predicted model, not a curated record
CCGUAGAGUCCUCGGCAGGUUCAAAAUUGCAAUCAAAAAUACUUUUUAGAUUAGAGCGUCUGUUCGCGCGGCAUAGGAACAGAGUACAUACAUGAGCUUCGAAAAUUAGCGCAUUCAAAAUGUGGAAUAUAUGCACACAGCAUAAGAUGCUCAAGCAAGCAAAGAACCUAAGGAGAAUUGCAAGGUUGAUAUCAAGAAGUGCACUUGGACCUGGGCCAGCUGGUCUCAAUAAUUUACAGGAUAGACUAUUUCAAGUCUACCCAGAGGUUGCUGAGGCAAUUGUCAGUAAAAGGCCAGUUGUUGCAUUAGAAUCAACCAUUAUAACACAUGGAAUGCCUUAUCCUGAAAAUUUAAGAGUUGCCAAGGAAGUUGAAAAAAUUGUGAAAAAUAAUGGAGCAAUACCAGCUACUAUAGCAGUUAUUUCUGGCAAAAUCCAUGUAGGUUUGUCAGAAGCAAACUUAGAGAGGUUAGCUCAGGAUACUGAUGCUGUAAAGACAUCCAGGAGAGAUUUGCCCUAUGUUAUCAGCAAGGGUCUAACUGGAGGAACCACAGUAUCAAGUACUAUGAUUGCUGCAAAUGCCACAGGUAUCCCAGUCUUUGUUACGGGAGGAAUUGGUGGUGUUCAUAGAGGAGCACAAUCAACAUUUGAUAUCAGCGCAGACCUUACUGAGCUUGGUAAAACCCCAAUGGCAGUUGUUUGUGCUGGAGCUAAAUCUAUUCUGGACAUUGAAUUGACUCUUGAGUAUUUGGAAACACAAGGUGUUCUUGUGGCUACAUAUGGAGACUCCUUAGACUUCCCAGCCUUCUUUACCCCAAAAAGUGGAUUUAAGUCUGUUUGCAAUAUACAAACCCCAGAAGAGGCAGCUAAGUUAAUUGAUGCGAAUUUAUCACUAAAAUCUAGCAGUGGAAUAGUUUUAGCUGUCCCAAUCUCCAAAAAGGAAGCCGCAUCUGGGGAAAUCAUCGAGAAAGCUAUCCAAAAGGCUUUGCAGGAAGCCAGUGAUUCUGGUAUUAAAAGUAAAGAAGUGACACCCUUUUUGCUCAAGAGAGUGAAUGAACUUACGGAGGGUCAAUCUCUUCAAGCCAAUAUGGCAUUAGUAAAAAACAAUGCAAAGAUAGGAAGUUUAAUUGCUGUUGAAUUAUGCAGAAUACGAAAAUUAAAAGAGAAGAAAGCUGUGGAAUCACAAGGCAAAGUGCCAGGCUUUCCAGAUUCAACCAGAGAUUGGAACCGGCAAAGGAGACCAGUUGUGAUCGGUGGAUCCAAUGUAGAUUUUAUCGCGACGGCAGAAAGCAUUGUGCUUGAAGCGUCUAAUCCUGGAAAAGUAAGGAUGAGUUUCGGUGGAGUUGGAAGAAAUAUGGCAGAAUGCCUGGCUCGUCUUGGCAUGAGGCCGUUGUUCGUGUCAUCCAUAGGAAGCGAUCCUCUGGGAGCUAUGCUGCUAAAGCACUGUGAAGAAGCUAGAAUGGUUACACGUGGCAUAUACACCUCUAAGGUGAAUCACACUGGUACGUACUCGGCGAUACUGAGUCAAAAUGACGACUUUCACGCGGCAGUUGGUGACAUGGACAUUCAUAAAGUUAUCAGUCCUGAUCAUAUUGCAGCCUUCGAGGAACCCAUUAAACAUGCACCUUUGGUAAUGCUGGAUGGCAAUAUUACUGAAGAAGCUAUUGAUCAUGCGUGUUACUUCUGUGCAGCUAACCACAUACCAGUGUGGUUUGAACCAACGUGCAUCAUGAAAGCCGAGAAACCCUUUCGUAGUGACGCGUGGCACAACAUAACAUACAUAUCACCUAAUCUAAAAGAGCUUCGAACCAUGAGCUCUGCCAUAAUGAACGACGAACUACAGAAAUCAAAUCUUCCACCACACAUCACAAAGGAUGAUAAAGAGAAAGAUCGACCACUAGAAGAUAUUAUAACCGAGAGUUUGCACCUUUGCAAGCCACUUUUAAAGCAUAUUCAUUGCAUCAUCGUGACACUUGGCAAGCAUGGUGCCUUAAUCUGUAGAGACACUUCCGCUGACACUCCAUUUCCAACGGCUCACCACAUGAGUCGGGUAUCUGCGGCGCGGCAACACAGUUUGGUGUCAGCGCAGUAUUUUCCCGCCGUAGGCCCAGGAAGUCAUGUGCCAGGGGGAAACGUCACUGGUGCAGGUGACAGUUUUGCAGCAGCAAUGGCUUCGUGUAUUAUUCAAGGACACUCUCCGGUCAUCUGUGUAAAGGCUGGUAUAUUAGCAGCCCAAUAUUCUCUGCAAUCGCAAGAUGCAAUUUCUCCGGCUGUUUUCCCAGAGAACUUUACCCCUGAAAAUGUUGAAUCCUGUAUACCAUGGGACGCGAAUGAUAUAAAUAUGGACAUUUUUUAGCAUUCACUUAAUUGGUGAACAUUUUGGGGUUUGCACGUUACUGGAAUACGUCCUGAACGUUUCUUGUGUACAUGCAUGCGUGCGCGAAAUUGAUUGAUGUCUCGUAAAACUAGUUUGACUGGUUGGUCGAAGGACAGUGGUCCUGUUCUGAAUGACUACUUAAUUGGCUUCAGAGCUUGGAUUAUUUUAAAAUAGCUGUUGUCAGUAAAUCACUUUCUUGACUUGUGUGUUUUGCGUGACGUGCGAGAUUUGCGUGACGCUGAUACUGAAUGACGUGAAGUGGUGUUACAUUUUAUCACAGAAGUCAGUGAUCUUCCCUUGCACUGUUAUGAAAUGCCAGUGAAAUUCGCUCAACGACAGACGUGGACUAACGGAAACUCUCAGAGAUAUGGAAGUACCACAUAAUUCGAAUGUGGGGAAAAUAAUUUAAGAAACCAUUUUCAAGGAAGUUAUGAAGUGUUUCUUACGCGAAUCGUAAUCUAAAGUUUUGAAACAUCUUAUCACCUCUUCAUCACCUAAAUGGAGAUUAAGCUAGGAUUUUACUUAAAGUAAGGUGCGAGUCUCGUUUACAGUCAGAUUGUUUGAUGGUCAGAUCUUUUCCAAUAGAUCGUCAGACACUAUAGUUA